Molecule: messenger RNA, 3436 nt
Organism: Triplophysa rosa
Lineage: Eukaryota; Metazoa; Chordata; Actinopteri; Cypriniformes; Nemacheilidae
Gene: sema3ga
Product: sema domain, immunoglobulin domain (Ig), short basic domain, secreted, (semaphorin) 3Ga
Exons: 18
Coding region: 442-2700 (752 amino acids)
Biological process (GO): negative regulation of axon extension involved in axon guidance; axon guidance; neural crest cell migration
Molecular function (GO): semaphorin receptor binding; chemorepellent activity
Source: RefSeq, a predicted model, not a curated record
CACCUGCCGCAACACACAAUAAACCGCAGACCUUCAACACGUAUACGUGCGGUGUUUUGCUCUCGUGACAAGACGGUAGUGGCAUACGUUUUCUGUUUUGUAUUCGAAGUUGUAAAUGCGGGAGAUACUGUCACGAAAAGUGUUGCCUUUUAUCUCUUGAACUGUCCAGAUAAGAACUUGAGAAAUAUCUGACUGGAAUACAGGAAUCGCGUGCGCAAACCGCAACUUUUUAUCCCCGACUUUUCUGAAUCACUGGCACGCCCCAAAAAGAGCGAAUUCAAAAGACUAGAGCUAUUAAAGCUCUUACGUUUUAAUGAGAAGCUUUUGGAGGGAUUUCUGUUUUAAAGCACGAGCACUGUGCUUUGAGAGACGUGAAGGAAUGUAAGGAUAACAUCUCACCUGCGCGUGGAAGUACCAAAUACACCGAGAGAAGAUCAGCGAAUGAGGUUACCUGCAAAUAUGGGAAUUAUGGAAGCUAGACUCUUUUUGCUGUGGGCUUUGUUUGUGUUUGACGUGGCCGGCACACAUCGGCCCACUCCCAGAGUGCACCUGGCGUUUAAAGAACUUAUGGACACUCGCACCAUAAGACCGUUCAGUUUCUCCUUCAACACCAGCGAUUACCGGAUCCUUCAUGUUGAUCAAGACCAGGGUCGUCUCUAUCUGGGCAGCCGCGAGUAUUUGGUCUCUCUGGACAUGCAGAACAUCAAUAAAGAGCCUCUCAUAAUUCACUGGCCGGCUCCGGCUCAGAGAAAAGGAGAGUGUCAGAUGACUGGAAAAGGCAGUCAUGGAGAGUGUGCAAACUUUGUGCGUCUGAUUGAGCCGUGGAACAGAACUCACCUGUACACGUGUGGCACAGGGGCUUAUAAACCCAUCUGCACCUUCAUCAACAGAGGCUGGAGAGCUGAGGACUACCUCUUCAGGCUGGUUCCUGGUUAUAUGGACUCUGGAAAGGGAAAAUGCUCUUAUGAUCCAAAUCAGGAGAAUGUUGCAGUUCUGAUUAAUGGAAAUCUGUAUGCCGGGGCGGCCGUGGACUUCAUGAGCACCGAUCCGGGCAUCUUUAGGACCAUGGGGAGCCGGCCAGCUGUGAGAUCUGAACAGUACGACUCUAAAUGGCUCAAUGAACCUGUAUUUGUUCGGAUGCAACAGAUUCCUGACAGCUCAGAGAGGAACGAUGACAAACUCUAUUUCUUCUUUCGAGAGAAGAGUCUGGAUUCUGGGGGUGGAGCGAGUCCAAGUGUGGUGGCCAGAGUGGGCCGUGUGUGCCUGAAUGAUGAGGGUGGUCAGAAGUCUCUGGUGAACAAAUGGACAACGUUUCUGAAGGCCAGACUGGUCUGCUCUGUAAUGGGAGACGAUGGGGUGGAAACUUUCUUUGAUGAACUGAGGGACGUGUUUAUCCAACCCACCCAGGAUGAGAAAAACCCUGUGGUUUAUGCCGUCUUCUCGACUUCUGGCUCGGUGUUUAAAGGUUCAGCCGUGUGUGUGUACUCCAUGGCUGACAUCAGAAAUGUCUUUAAUGGCCCAUUCGCCCAUAAACACGGACACAACUACCAAUGGACAAUGUAUACAGGAAAGAUUCCUUAUCCAAGGCCUGGAACGUGUCCUGGAGGUACAUUCACACCAGGUCUUCAGUCCACAAAAGAGUUCUCGGAUGAAGCGGUAAACUUCAUUCGUGCACACCCCCUCAUGUACCACCCUGUGUAUCCGAUUCACAAGCGCCCUCUGGUGGUGCGCUCAGGUGUGGACUACCGCUUUACUACUAUUGCUGUGGACCAGGUGGAUGCAGUGGAUGGGCGAUAUGAGGUUCUCUUUCUGGGAACAGAUCGUGGUACAGUCCAAAAAGUGAUAGUCCUGCCCAAGGAUCCCACCACAAUGGAAGAGCUCACUUUAGAGGAAGUGGAAGUUUUCAGGACACCUGCUCCUGUUAAAACUAUGCAUAUAUCUGCCAAAAGGCAACAACUGUAUGCAUCUUCAGAGGCCGGUCUUACCCAAAUGUCUUUGCAUCGCUGUGGGGUGUAUGGGAAGGCCUGUUCAGACUGCUGCCUGGCCAGAGACCCAUACUGUGCCUGGGAUGGAGAAAACUGCUCUGCCUUUACACAAGCCACCAAAAGGAGAAGCAGAAGGCAGGAUGUAAAACAUGGUGACCCUUUGCGUCAGUGCCGGGGAUACAAUGCCAAAGUGGAAAGGAGACUGAAAGAGAAAGUUCAGUUUGGUGUGGAGGGCAGCAGCACGUUUCUGGAGUGCUCACCACGCUCUCCACAGGCCACCAUCAAAUGGCUUUACCAGAAAGAGGGAAGACGAAAAAUGCUGAAUCGAGAAGGGGAAGUUCUCAAGACUUUACAUGGCAUUCUGAUAAAAUCUCUCACUAAAGCCGACGGAGGCCUCUACCACUGCUUGGCCACAGAAAAUAACUUCAAACACACGCUGGCUCGCGUCUCUUUACGCAUUUUAGACCGGGACAUAGCGAUAGCUCUGACCACCCCCGAUGAAAACGAGGAGACAACAAGGAGUCAUCACAAACACCACCAACAGGAACCGGUACCUCCCACCCCAGCCAAUCUCCUUGAGCCUGAACUGCGUCUGAUUCAACAAUACUGCCAGUCUUACUGGGAGCAGCUGACAGCCGGGGGGAGCUUGCAGGAUUACUUUCCUAAACGCACAAGUCGUAGACACACAGAGGCACAGAAAGCUGGUGGAGGGUGAAGUUGAGAGGAAAAGAGAGCUAUAAUUUCAUCAUUCCCUUGUUCAUUUAUGUAUGUAUUGUUCAUUCAUUCACUCACUCAAUAAAAUGACAGCCCGGCCCCAAUAACUAAAGUCACCCGCUUAGUGCCAGUUUACAUUUUGUGGGAGAACUAACCUACAGCUAACUUAUACCACAUGUUAACUGAGAUAAGACAAAGUAGUAACAUUAACACUUUACCCUAAAAAUGAAAGUCAACAAAACAAAGCACCUUUAAAGAGUAUAUGACCUGACAAGCUUUACUUUAUAUUAUCCUGUUUGCAAAAACAAAGCUAUCUAUCUCUUUGUUAACUCACUCUGUCAUUGGGCCUGUGCAAUUUCUGAUGUUCCAUCUGGAUUAUGAAAUUGAAAGUAAUAUAUGUGUUUGUUUAAAUGUAAUAUAUAUGGAUUUUUGAUGGGUUAGUAAUGGCAUCGAACAUUUGCAAGAGCACUACCGUCCUUCAUGUCCUGUGACUGUUUCUAACCAUUUGUAAUGUAUAUUUAUUUGAAGUUGUAAAUAUUUUUAUGCGACGAGCCUUGUUGGGAUACUGCGUACAGGGUGGAGGGCAUUUUUGCAUGAUUGACAUGUUGUGUUGCUGUUGUAUUUAUUUCAAUGCAUUUAAAAUGGCUGACACGGUUUAGGAAAUGAUUGUAUGCUGUGCUGUUAGUAUCAUGCUUUGGGUUGAGCUAUCACAUUACAAAUACAUAAACAACUCGUCA